CAGAGCCGUUGGUGCAGAAGCGUUGUGGCGAUGCCCUGGCUCUGAUGAGGAGCGCCUGGCAGAGGAGUGACAGCCUUGCCCGGGGACGCGCCCAGAGAGAGCCCUGGUGCUGACGGACAAACAGACAGUUCUCUAAGCAGACUGACUGACUAGAGACGGACACUCGCAGACCCUCCUCGUCUUCUUCAACAUGCUGAGGAAGGGUUCGGAGUUGCUCCUGGCCACAGGAGGUGACAGGGAGGUGCUGCUCGAUCUGGAUUACGUGACGGGCAAUCGGGGCGAACCCCAAACCACAGACAGCUAUGGGAGUCUGCAGAACGGGGGUUUCAUCCCACCAAGAUAUCUUUCAGCUGCAGCGGCUUCUUCUGAUGAUAAUGACGAUGAUGAGGAUGACCCCAUCUAUAUACACUGUGAUAAAACGAGUAGCCGACCGGAACAACCACUAGGGGGGAACUACUUUAGAGAUGGAAGAACCAAAAUAGACUUUGUUCUAGUAUGGGAGGUGAAACCGAGAAAGCAUCGCUCCAGAUGGAGGGGCCAAUCUGAGACCAGCGGUCCGGAGGAGGUCGGAGCCAGGGCAGAGGAGGGGAGCAGCAGGUCUGAGCGGAGAAAGGCUCAGCUGGCUCGAUGGAGGAACAAAUUCACCCAAAACCUGCAGAAUGCCGGCAUACUGCUGGAAAAGGAGGAGAUGGCGAGCGAGAAAAAAACCAUCCAUUAUCUGAACCUGAGCGCCCCUUGGGAUGUGUUGGUGUAUUACGCAGAGGAGCUCAUUCUGAGAGCACCCCUACAGGCCCAACCGAACCCAAACUUCAACACUUCUGACCGGAUCCUUCGGAAACUAUACAUUCCCAACCUCAUGGCGGAGUCCCUGCCAAACAGGCCACUGGACUACUACACUUGUGCCUUUCGCAAGUCAAAGAUGGAGAAGUUCCUCGGCUGUGAGAACCAUGACACCUACUUUACUAACACACAGAGACACCGUAUAGUGUAUGAGCUUCUGGCGAGAACGGUGUACGGCAAGAGGAAGAGAGCAGAGGUGGGCGUGGCUCGACUGCUCAACGAGGGGGCAUACACUGCAGCGUUUCCCUUGCAUGAGGGCCCCUUUGAGCUUCCAGAGUAUGAGGUGCAUCCAGAUGAGCUGAACCAGAGGCAGGUCUUGUUCCAGUAUUGGGCCCGCUGGUCUAAAUGGUACAAGUACCAGCCACUUGACCACAUCAGAGAAUACUUUGGAGAGAAAAUAGCCCUUUACUUUGCCUGGCUGGGGUUCUACACAGCCUGGCUGCUCCCAGCGGCGGUGGUGGGGGCCUUUGUCUUUGUGUCAGGACUCAUGUCCAUGGGGACCAACACUCCUGCCAAGGAGAUCUGUAAUAGUGGGGGCAGCUACCUGAUGUGUCCUCUCUGUAAGACCUGCAAGCCCUGGAACAUGUCUGAUAUCUGCCCCAUGGCUAAGGUGGGCUACCUGUUUGACCACCCCGGGACAGUCUUCUUCAGUGUGUUCAUGUCCUUUUGGGCUGUCACCUUCCUGGAGUACUGGAAACGCAAGAUGGCCACCUUGGCUCACCACUGGGACUGCAUGGACUUCCAGGAGGAAGAGGAGCGUCCGCGGCCUGAGUUUGCGGCCAUGGCUCCUUCUAUAGAGUACAACCCAGUGACGGGAGUGAAAGAGCCCUACUUCCCAGAGAGGGCCCGGCUGUCUCGCAUGCUCACUGGCUCUAUGGUCAUCAUCAUCAUGCUGUGUGUGGUUAUGAUUUUCCUGGUGUCAGUGAUUAUGUACCGUGGAAUAGUGAGUGUGAUGAUGUACCGCACAGGCAGUUUUGUGCUGCGCACUCAGGCAGGGAACAUUGCUAAUAUUUCCAGCAGUAUGGUGAAUCUGGCCCUGAUUCUGCUGAUGGGGCAGGUCUAUACUGCGUUGGCACUGCAGCUCACUAAAUGGGAGAUGCACAGAACACAGACCCAGUAUGAAGAUGCAUUUACCUUCAAGGUGUUUGUAUUCCAGUUUGUCAACUUCUACUCCUCCCCCUUCUAUGUGGCAUUCUUCAAGGGAAGGUUUGUGGGUUAUCCUGGACACUAUGGUACCUUGCUUGGCAUGAGAAAUGAAGAUUGUGGUCCAGGUGGUUGUCUCAUUGAACUGGCUGAGCAGCUCUUCAUCAUCAUGGUGGGGAAACAGCUCAUCAGCAAUGUUCAGGAGUUUGUUAUCCCUAAGGUGAAGGCAUGGCAACAGAAGAGGGCGCUGAAUAAGGUGCGGGGAACGCAGAACUCCCAGGAGCCUCGGCGGUGGGAGGAGGACUAUCAGCUGGUGGAGUGCGAGGGCCUGUUUGAGGAGUACCUCGAGAUCGUGCUCCAGUUUGGCUUCAUCACAAUCUUCGUGGCUGCGUUCCCCCUGGCACCACUCUUUGCCCUACUCAACAACUGGGCCGAGGUGCGCCUGGACGCCCACAAGUUUGUGUGUGAGUACCGGCGGCCUGUGGCCGAGCGCGCUCAGAACAUCGGCGUGUGGUUUAACAUCCUGGAGGCCCUGUCGCACCUGUCCGUCAUCGUCAACGCUUUCUUGAUCGCCUUCACGUCGGAUUUCUUACCACGACUGCUCUACCAGUACAAGUUUGACAACGAUCUGAACGGAUAUGUUAAUUUCACUCUGGCCUAUGCUCCUCCCAGCUACACCAGCCAUCCCAUGUGCAGAUAUAAAGCCUUUAGGGACAACAAUGGAAAUUACACUCUGAUUUACUGGGAACUCCUGGCUGUGAGGUUAGGCUUCAUCAUCGCUUUUGAGCAUGUGGUGUUCAUUGUCCUGCGAGCAAUAGACUGGAUGGUGCCGGACGUCCCUGAGUCUCUGGGGCUGAAGGUGAAGAGGGAGCGCUACCUGGCCAAGCAGGCCCUGGCAGACAACCAGGAGGCCCUGUUGGUGAGUCAUCGAGGUUCGGCCUCCAGCCAAGCAAGCAACGCGUCCUUUGGCAACAUGAGUUAGAACGGUAGUGCUGAACUUCUGCACCAAGAGAAGCAGAACAGAUGGAGAGGAGGGGUAGAGGGAGAUAAGAGAUUCCUUUGCAUUUCAGGCCCCAUCAAUGGAUUUGUUUCCCUGUUGCUCUCCGUCUGUUGUCUAUGGUCAGUCUCUAGGUUUGUUUUCGGAAGGGAUGACUUAUCCGCAAAGGGCCGGUGUGGUUGCAGGUAUUUGUUCUAGCCAAGCUGUAACACAUCUGAUUCAAUGACCAACUUUUCAUUAAAACUUUGAUUAGUUUAAUAAGAUUUGUUACUGCUGGGCUGAGACAAAACCUGGCACCUACAGUGGCUUUUUGCUGGUAUUAUUGGCCAGAACGGCCACCACCUGGUUUUCAGUAUGUGAGAGUGGGUUUGUAUUAUUCCAUUUUUUUUCUUGACUAUUAGCAGAUGACUUGACCUCCUUCAACUCUGAUGAUUUGUAAUGCUCUCACUGUGUUAAAUGGACAAGCUUGAUUUACUCAAACAGUAAUGUUGUCUACACUUUUCUUCAGACAGCCUGCUCUGUUGUGUGUAGGUAUACAUAAAUAUUUAUAUAUGUGAAACUGGUCCUGCUUUUCUAUACUAUCACUACACUAUAUUUGUAUGGAGAUAAAACCCGAAACAUAUCUUGUUUAUCUUGUUGGUAUAAGAGUUACUGAUGUACUAUCAUAGGAUUGAAGUCCUCCUGCAUGUGUUACCUGUUUUGUGCGAACUGUUUUGCAUUUCAAUAUUAAUAAUGUUUACAUACUGUUUUAAUUACUUUAUAUAUAUAUACUGUAUUUUAGUAAUGGCUCAUCCUAUAUAACUACUGCUGUACACACAUUUAUAUUCACAUACUGUCCAUAAUGUCUAUACACAUCAUUCACAGACGCAUAUACAAUAUUAUUUAUAUUCCGGACUCAUUUCUGGAAGCUAAUUUCUUGCAAUUCUAUCCAUUUUCCUACGUGGUUUUGUACUGUGUACUUACAGUACAUAUUGUAUUCUUGACAUAGCUCAUUGUAGUAUUUAUACUAUUACAGUACAU
Oncorhynchus gorbuscha (pink salmon) is the source of this 4000-nucleotide messenger RNA. Its product is annotated as anoctamin-7-like. Gene Ontology annotation, biological process: chloride transmembrane transport. NCBI's taxonomy places the organism in Eukaryota, Metazoa, Chordata, Actinopteri, Salmoniformes, Salmonidae. Gene Ontology annotation, cellular component: plasma membrane. Gene Ontology annotation, molecular function: chloride channel activity; protein dimerization activity. The coding region runs from base 191 to 2965 and encodes 924 amino acids. The record is from RefSeq and is a predicted model, not a curated record. The transcript is spliced from 24 exons.